Molecule: messenger RNA, 503 nt
Organism: Saccoglossus kowalevskii
Lineage: Eukaryota; Metazoa; Hemichordata; Enteropneusta; Harrimaniidae
Product: enoyl-[acyl-carrier-protein] reductase, mitochondrial-like
Biological process (GO): fatty acid metabolic process
Cellular component (GO): mitochondrion
Molecular function (GO): oxidoreductase activity
Source: RefSeq, a predicted model, not a curated record
GUGAUGUGGUUAUACAAAAUGCAGCUAAUAGUGGGUGUGGUCAGGCUGCUAUACAGAUAGCUGCAGCUAGGGGAAUAAAAACUAUCAAUAUAGUCAGACAACGGUCAGAUUUUGAUGAUGUUUGUCAACAUCUCAAAGACCUUGGUGCUACAGAAGUUAUCAGUGAUUUCUCGGCUCAAAAAGGAGAUAUUAAACAGCUACAUGGUGGUACCAUGGUAACCUAUGGUGGGAUGUCACGGCAACCAAUCACCUUGCCGACUGGAUUAUUGAUAUUUAAUGAUAUCAAAGUUGUGGGUUACUGGAUGUCAAGAUGGCAUGAUAAAAAUGGAAAAUCUGAGGAAGCCCAAGCAAUGAUAUCAGAAUUAUGUGACUGGAGUAAAAAGGGAAAGUUGAAACUACCGAGACAUCGAAUGGUACCGCUUAUGGACUACAAAUCAGCAAUUGAAACCACCAUUGGACCCUACAGCACAGAAAAACAGAUUCUAUCCAUGGAAUCAUUGUAA